AUGCUGGGGAGGACGCUGCCGAGGCUGGCCUCGGUGAAGGACCGGGUGGCCGGCGCGGCCAAGAGCGCCGUGAAGGGCGACGAGCACUUCCCCGCGCUCAAGGGCCACCCGGCCGCGCGCGUCCACGCACGUGAGGCCGCGGAGAAGCAGGCCGGCCACGCCGCGGCGGAGGAAGAGAAGAAGCGCGGCGGCAAGGCCGCGACGGUGAAGGAGUUCCAGAUAUACCGGUGGAACCCGGACGCGCAUGGCCGGCCGUUCCUGCAGUCAUACUUCGUCGACCUCGGCACGUGCGGCCCAAUGGUCCUGGACGUGCUCCAGAAGAUCAAGUCGGAGCACGACUCGACGCUGGCGUUCCGGCGGUCGUGCCGGGAGGGCAUCUGUGGCUCCUGCUCCAUGAACAUCGACGGGGUGAACACGGUGGCGUGCCUGAAGCCCAUCGACACCGACACGUCGACGGCGACGAUGAUCACGCCGCUGCCGCACAUGUACGUGGUGAAGGACCUCGUCGUCGACCUCACCAACUUGUACCAGCAGUACAAGUCGAUUGAGCCGUGGCUGAAGACGAAGCGACCGGCGCCGGAGGGGCGGGAGCACGCGCAGUCACCGGGCGAGCGGCGGAAGCUGGACGGGUUAUACGAGUGCAUCCUGUGCGCGUGCUGCAGCACGGCUUGCCCAUCCUACUGGUGGAACUCGGAGGAUUUCCUCGGCCCCGCCGCGCUGCUGCACGCCUACCGCUGGGUCUCCGACAGCCGCGACGACUACGGGGGGCAGCGGAUCCAGGCGCUGUCGGAGGGAUGGGACGGUGCAGGAUGA
This is a messenger RNA of Triticum dicoccoides, 813 nucleotides long. Its product is annotated as succinate dehydrogenase [ubiquinone] iron-sulfur subunit 2, mitochondrial-like. Lineage: Eukaryota; Viridiplantae; Streptophyta; Magnoliopsida; Poales; Poaceae. Gene Ontology annotation, cellular component: mitochondrion. The coding region runs from base 1 to 813 and encodes 270 amino acids. Gene Ontology annotation, biological process: respiratory electron transport chain; tricarboxylic acid cycle; aerobic respiration. Gene Ontology annotation, molecular function: oxidoreductase activity; electron transfer activity; 2 iron, 2 sulfur cluster binding. The transcript has 4 exons. The record is from RefSeq and is a predicted model, not a curated record.